Molecule: messenger RNA, 780 nt
Organism: Danio rerio (zebrafish)
Lineage: Eukaryota; Metazoa; Chordata; Actinopteri; Cypriniformes; Danionidae
Gene: cxcl11.8
Product: chemokine (C-X-C motif) ligand 11, duplicate 8
Biological process (GO): chemotaxis; cell chemotaxis; immune response
Cellular component (GO): extracellular region
Molecular function (GO): chemokine activity
Source: RefSeq, marked provisional
AAAACUAAUGGUCACAUCAGUGGCCUGACCUCGGCAGUAUAAAAUAAAGCCGCGUGAAAUUAUUCAUAAUAUCAUCUCAGCAGACACUUGAAAGAUCAUCUGACAUCACACACAAAAUGAAAACUGCUGCAGCUUUUGUUGCUCUUGGCUGUUUCCUUAUGGUGGAGGUGAAAGGCAAAAUACCGGAUCUGAAAAACAGAUGUUUGUGUGCUGAUAAAGGAGCAAACAAUGUCAAUCUAAAGACAAUCGAGAAGAUUCAAAUCAUCCAUCCAAGUCCUUCUUGUAAAAGACUGGAGAUUGUUGUCACCUUGAUGAAAGGAGCAGGAAAGAAAUGCUUGAAUCCAGAGUCAAAUUUGGGCAAGAAUAUACUGAAAGCCUUACGAAAAAAGAAACUGACAGCAGUUCGCCGAAUGAAUCCAGCAUAGAGCUCAAUGUCCUGAUCUUCUCAAGAGCAAUCUGUGAUGAUUGAUUAAUCUACAAACCAUAAGAUCUAAUAAUCAUCUGCAAUCAUCUGAAUCAUCACAAUCAUCUGAAUCAUCGCAGACUUCAUUUAUACUUUGAUUUAACUGACCUCUAAAUGCUUCCAUCUAUCCAACACUUUAACAUGAUAUGGGUUGUUUUAGCUCAAAUGUGUGUAAAAUAUGGCUCAUGACAGCAAGGAAAAAGUCAUAAAAAAUCAACCCAGAUAUUAGUCCAUGUGUUACUAAAAAAAUGAGUUAAAACAACCUACCAUUCCUUUUUAAUACAAAUGAAGAGUUCAGUGUGUGUAAGUGUUUGUAU